AAGCAGAAGGCACUGACGCCACUGUGGUUGCACUCGGCCGUAGCUAUUUGUAUGUAGCUGGCAAGCUCGUCAUUGUCAGUAGAAAUCGCCGAGAGAUCAAAAUAAUGGAGUAUGUAAUUUGCACCGCACAAAACUUUUGGAGUGACACUGAGGCCCAACUGUUGAUGGAUAAAUUUCGAGAAUAUCAACAUGAAGUUGGACCUAUGAAAAAAUUUAAAAACAAAAAAUCAAUGUGGGAGAAAAUUUCGGCUGAUAUCCUUUCUGAGUUAGGAUCACUUAAGACAGGAGCACAAUGUGAAAACAGGUACAAAACAGUCAGGAAACGUAAAGGUUGGGUUGACAACCAAGAUGAUAAGGGAGGAGGUUUGGACUUAAAUGGAGAAAGCCCCAAAAGGAAAAGAUUUCCUGAUGAUAACAGAACAUCAAGUGAAAAUUCAAGGAUCCAAACAGAUGGUGCCAACCUAUUAAAAUCUACGGAUGUUACAGAAACAACAGUAGAUGGUGUAGAAGUGAGGAGAGGAGUUGGUCAAGUUAGCUAUAGUAACGUCGCAUGUGAUUCUAACGACGAAGAUGAAAAACGGGAUAAAAAGCGAUUCCGUCAAACCUUAUCUACAGUAUUACUACAAAUUCAUCGAGAGAAGGAAGAAGCGAGAGAGAGGCGACAUCAAGAAAAAAUGGAGUUACUUAAAAUGUUGUUGCAGUAGAUUAGGAAUAAAUUUUUAGCCACAACCUUGAUCGUACGACGUGCUGUUCCUGAUAUGUACAUUCUGAUAUUUUAUGUUUUUUUGUUUUUUUUGUUUGACCGUCUUUCGUGUUUGCUAUCAAGGAAAGGACUAAAUAAGCUCAUUAUCGUAGUGAUUACAAGUGCGUGGCUGAGCUACCUUUCAAACUAUUAGAUAAUGCCGGCCAACCUGUGUGACCAAUUGUCUCAUAUGCAACCUCACGCCCGAUCCUCUUUUUCCUAUUUUUGCAGUAAUAAUAGGUGCCAACGACGUAGGCAAACCAUAGUGGUAUCUCAUAUUGUGUGCAUCAUUUCUAACGC
Molecule: messenger RNA, 1042 nt
Organism: Daphnia carinata
Lineage: Eukaryota; Metazoa; Arthropoda; Branchiopoda; Diplostraca; Daphniidae
Exons: 3
Coding region: 105-704 (199 amino acids)
Source: RefSeq, a predicted model, not a curated record